This is a messenger RNA of Aureobasidium namibiae CBS 147.97, 948 nucleotides long. RefSeq names its product nicotinate-nucleotide pyrophosphorylase. NCBI's taxonomy places the organism in Eukaryota, Fungi, Ascomycota, Dothideomycetes, Dothideales, Saccotheciaceae. Bases 1 to 948 code for a protein of 315 amino acids. Gene Ontology annotation, cellular component: cytoplasm. The record is from RefSeq and is a predicted model, not a curated record. Gene Ontology annotation, molecular function: nicotinate-nucleotide diphosphorylase (carboxylating) activity. The transcript is spliced from 2 exons. Gene Ontology annotation, biological process: NAD+ biosynthetic process; quinolinate catabolic process.
AUGCCCAUCGCCUCUGGAGCUCCUGCCCAUGGCAACCCAGCACAUCUGCUGCCACCCUCCUGGACAAGUGUCAUCUCCGCCUGGCUAGCCGAAGACACACCUUCCUUCGACUAUGGCGGUUUCGUCGUCGGCGCUGCACCCGCAACUGCCCGUCUGCUCGCAAAGUCCUCCGGUAUACUCGCCGGGGUACCAUUUGUCGAUGAGAUCUUCAAGCAGUUGGACUGCAAAGUAGAAUGGCUGGUUGCAGAAGGCGACCUCGUAGGCCAGAAUGGAAAGCAACACGUAGCCACCGUCACUGGUCCCACGCGGAACCUGCUUCUCGGCGAAAGAGUAGCCUUGAAUGUCGUUGCCAGAUGCUCAGGCAUUGCCACAAAAUCCCACUCCCUCCUCACCCUCCUCCGCAACGCCGGCUACAAAAACACCCUCGCCGGCACCAGAAAAACCACCCCUGGGUUCCGUCUGGUCGAAAAAUACGGCAUGAUAGUCGGCGGCUGCGACCCCCACCGCCAAGACCUGUCCACCAUGACAAUGCUCAAGGACAACCACAUCUGGGCCUGUAACAACAACAUCGCCACCGCAGUCUCCGCCGCAAAAGCCGCAGGAGGUUUCGCCAUCAAAGUCGAAGUCGAAUGCCAAAGCCUUGACGAAGCACAGCAAGCAGUUGACGCAGGUGCUGAUGUGGUGAUGCUUGACAAUUUCACGCCAGAGGAUAUGAAGAAGGCGGCGAGAAGCCUGAAAGAGAAAUACGGAGGUGGUCCUAGGGGCCCACUUGUGGAGGUCAGCGGUGGCUUGACCGAGGACAAUGUGAGUGAUUAUGUUAGUGAUGAUGUGGAUGUUAUUUCGAGUAGUAGUAUCCAUCAGGGCACCAAGCAUGUGGAUUUCUCGCUCAAGAUUGUGCCAAAGGGCCAGGAGGUCAAGGAUGGGCAGGGCGAGAGUACUGCUACUUAG